Messenger RNA from Prorocentrum cordatum, 448 nucleotides. The record is from the annotation of a GenBank genome assembly. Lineage: Eukaryota; Dinophyceae; Prorocentrales; Prorocentraceae.
AGGCCGACCACAUCAACGAGAGCCGCAAGCUCAAUCGCGUUGCCCCCGAGCGCUUCGAGGAGGAAGAUCACAGGGGCUACGACAUCAUCGACAAUAGGUCCUUCGGCAACCUCGCCUACAAGGAGAAACCGCGCUACGAAGCGUACUGCAGGCGGAGGAUCUCGCCGUGGGAGCAGGCCAUGCAGGGGCGCUCGGACGACCGCCUCGCCACGUCGAGCAGCGCGGGGCAGCUGAAGCCCGCAGCGCCCUCUGCCCGCAGCGCCCCAGCGGCCCCCCCCACGGCGGCCAGCGGCUCCCCGCCGUCGCGGAGGUCCGCGCCGCUGGCGCGCUCGGCCUCCACGCCUGCAGUGCGGCCCACGCCGCCGCCCGGGCGGACGCCGCCGCCCGGGCGCACGCUGCCCCUGGCGGCCCCGCCAGCCCCGGCGAUCCCCGGCACCCCUUUGGGCUC